GGCCCUGAGCUACCCGGGAGUUUUCACUGGAGGCAAAAGUCCACAGCAGGCGGGCCGAGGGCGGGUGGAGGAAGGGGACCGCUGGGGGGCACUGGGAAGCCAGGGGUACUCCUGAGGGAAGGCAGGGGUACUGCCUAGCUAGUGAAGGCGAGGAGGAGCGAAGGCGAGGGGAGGAGGCACGGUGGGAGGAGGAGUAGAAGACAAAAGCUGAAAGCGAGGAGGGCGCCGACCGCACACUGCGGCCGGGAGAGGGACCGUCGGUGCUGCGAGCCGCGGGCUCCCGGAGGGCCGUAGCGCACGGGUCAUCCGGGUAGACAGGCAGCAUGGGGAAGGGAGGUAACCAGGGAGAGGGGAGCACCGAGCUCCAGGCUCCGAUGCCCACCUUCCGCUGGGAGGAGAUUCAGAAGCACAACCUGCGCACCGACCGGUGGCUCGUCAUCGACCGCAAGGUCUACAACGUUACCAAAUGGUCCCAGCGGCACCCAGGGGGGCACCGUGUCAUCGGACACUAUUCGGGAGAAGAUGCUACGGAUGCCUUCCGUGCCUUCCACCUGGACCUGGAUUUCGUGGGCAAGUUCUUGAAGCCCCUGCUGAUUGGUGAGCUGGCCCCAGAGGAGCCCAGCCUGGACCGGGGCAAAAGCUCUCAGAUCACUGAGGACUUCAGGGCCCUGAAGAAGACUGCUGAGGACAUGAACCUUUUCAAAACCAACCACCUGUUCUUCUUUCUCCUCCUGUCCCACAUCAUCGUCAUGGAAAGCAUCGCCUGGUUCAUCCUCUCGUACUUCGGCAAUGGCUGGAUUCCCACCGUCAUCACGGCCUUUGUCCUCGCUACCUCCCAGGCCCAAGCUGGAUGGCUGCAACAUGAUUAUGGCCACCUUUCUGUCUAUAAGAAAUCCAUAUGGAACCACAUUGUCCACAAGUUUGUCAUUGGCCACUUAAAGGGUGCCUCCGCCAACUGGUGGAACCAUCGACAUUUCCAGCACCAUGCGAAGCCCAACAUCUUCCACAAGGACCCCGACAUAAAGAGCCUGCACGUGUUUGUCCUUGGAGAGUGGCAGCCCCUUGAGUAUGGCAAGAAGAAGCUGAAAUACCUGCCCUACAACCACCAGCAUGAAUACUUCUUCCUGAUCGGACCACCGCUGCUCAUCCCUAUGUACUUCCAGUACCAGAUCAUCAUGACCAUGAUCAGACGCAGAGACUGGGUGGACUUGGCCUGGGCCAUCAGCUACUAUGCACGUUUCUUCUACACCUAUAUCCCUUUCUAUGGCAUCUUAGGAGCCCUGGUUUUCCUCAACUUUAUCAGGUUCCUGGAGAGCCACUGGUUUGUGUGGGUCACACAGAUGAACCACAUUGUCAUGGAGAUUGAUCUUGAUCACUACCGGGACUGGUUCAGCAGCCAGCUGGCAGCCACCUGCAAUGUGGAGCAGUCCUUCUUCAAUGACUGGUUCAGCGGGCACCUCAAUUUCCAGAUUGAGCACCACCUCUUCCCCACUAUGCCAAGACACAACUUGCACAAGAUUGCCCCACUGGUGAAGUCUCUCUGCGCCAAGCAUGGCAUUGAAUACCAAGAGAAGCCGCUGCUGAGGGCCCUGCUCGACAUUGUGAGUUCACUGAAGAAGUCUGGGGAGCUGUGGCUGGAUGCCUACCUCCACAAAUGAAGCAGCAGACCUCGUGGCACCCUUGGGGAGGGGGCACAGUUGGGUGACAGCCAGAGGGAGGGGAGGGCUUUUGUUCUGAAGGGUUCUCAUGAGACUGAAGGGUCUGCUGGCUCACAUUCCCCGUG
Rattus rattus (black rat) is the source of this 1783-nucleotide messenger RNA. RefSeq names its product fatty acid desaturase 2 (gene Fads2). Lineage: Eukaryota; Metazoa; Chordata; Mammalia; Rodentia; Muridae. Gene Ontology annotation, biological process: lipid metabolic process. Gene Ontology annotation, cellular component: membrane. The record is from RefSeq and is a predicted model, not a curated record. Bases 324 to 1658 code for a protein of 444 amino acids. Gene Ontology annotation, molecular function: oxidoreductase activity, acting on paired donors, with oxidation of a pair of donors resulting in the reduction of molecular oxygen to two molecules of water. The transcript has 12 exons.